Phymastichus coffea is the source of this 1539-nucleotide messenger RNA. RefSeq lists its product as uncharacterized. Bases 687 to 1118 code for a protein of 143 amino acids. Lineage: Eukaryota; Metazoa; Arthropoda; Insecta; Hymenoptera; Eulophidae. The transcript has 4 exons. The record is from RefSeq and is a predicted model, not a curated record.
AGCGAAGUGGAUUAAUUAUUAACAGAAACGACAAAACUGAAAGAAUUGAAAUUGAAGUGAAAAUACUACACUAAAUUACAGUAUGGCAAGCAUAUCGUCGAUUUUGAACGACCAUAUAGCAAUAUAGUUUAUGAUUGUUUUCUGGUGUAGAUUAUUUAACCAGAAGACGGGCUCAUUUUAAUCAAUGUGCUUGCAGCUACGUACGUGAUCGCUAUCGACAAGUUUUUACGGCGACAGAGCAUCAAAGUGUCGCUGAGAUGUAGUUUUCUCGAAAUACGCGAUUACCGCAAGGUAAUAUAACCAUGUGACUGAAUUGUCUCGAGGCGUACGCUUAUCGCAGAGUUUGUCUCGAUUACAAUUGAUUCGAUUAGCGUGCUCGAAUUUGACAAAGCUAAUUUUCCAACAAAAUCAAAUUGAACAGUUCGUGCGCAUACUUCGGAGCAUCGAGUGACAGUGUCUACUGCGCCAUUUGUCGACGAGGAAAUUUUCGCUGUUAACUCGUCAAUCCCAUGCAGCUGUACGAGACGUGCGAAAACGUCACAAGCGCUUGCGGCUGAUGGGACUCUCAAGUGUCCAUUUAGCGAAGAGCGAUAUAGCGGGGAAGGGAUGCGCAGGCACGUUGACCAAGGAAAGAAACAGUUCGACUGUAGGCAUGCCUCUUUAGUUUAGCGCGUUCGACCCUUGGAAUGCCUUCCGAUAAGGUGGAACAGAGUAAUUCUUCGGUGCCUGACACUGAUCGUGAAACUAAGAAAUACUGGCCAAAAAAAGCUUGGAUGACGGAGCAAGAAAACGAAAAUAAGCUUGCGAAGAAAAAGCAAAUGCGAAUCGAAAAACAUAUAAAGCUAAGGACUCAACGAUUAAAAUUAAAACAGAUUAUAUUGGACAGAAAACAAACAGAAAUCAUAUUAGCGUUAAAGAAAGAAUUUCGAAAGGCUCAAAAGAACCAAUCGAUGUGCAAUACGUUGGAAGAAGAAGCUAUAGAAUCAGCCAAUGAAAAAUAUCAACGUUUUGCUGAGCUACAGUUAAGAUGUUUAAGAAAGAACAACGUCGUUAGAAAGUACGAUCUAACUCUAGUAGUGACAAAUCCUCUUGCAGAUGUUCAAAAUAUCAAAGAAUAAUUUAUCGUACUUAUUGAAUCAUAUAUUUGUGCUUAAAGAAUUUCUGAAAGCAAUAAUUUUUAAUUACUUUGGUGUGUGGUGCUACAACAAUGAACAAUAAUAAAUAAUAAUGAAUAAUAAUGAAUAAUAAUGUACAUCAAGGAUACUGCAGUAAAUCUCAAGACCGCUUGGUUGACCGUCGAGAUAAACUAGAUUUUCCAUGUGUUUUGCGGAUACCAUAUAUCUUCCAUAUUAGGUGGCAUUGAAGAUCGAAAAUUGCUAUACCGGUCUGUAGUAUCCUACUAUCGUCAACGCUGUUGUUGUACCCUCGCGUUCAGAUUUCGUAAUUUCAUAUUUUUUAAGCUUAUAUAUUUUUGCAAUAAAAUAAAAAUUUGUUUGUCAAUUGUACUCUAUUUCAUGUAUUAAACAAUAAAACCUUCGA